UCAUAGCUCUACGAGUUCGUUCAGAAAAAUGGAAAAUCGAUUCUCUUCACUGUGAUUUCUCUCAUCCAUCGUCCAACUGGAUGGAGAAGACGACGGUGAAGCUGUCGGUGUUGGCAAAAUCUCAACGGAUUCCUACAUUCGCUUCUUCCCUCAAUCCGAAGUCGGGGAACCAAUCGCCGGAAUUGGAUCUUCGGCAGACGUUAAGUUCACGGAGGGAUUCUCGGCGGAGGAUCCGAAAUCUUUCGUUGAUUAAGAGGAAAUUGGCGCCGUCCGGGCCGAGGAGUCGGCCGCAGACUCCGCUUCUGAAGUGGAAGGUCGAGGUGAGAGUCGAUGGUGAAGGUGAGGGAGACGAGGACGAGAAGAAGUCGGAAUCGGAGAACGGAGGGAAAGAUCUCCGGCGGAUGAGUCGGGAAAGAGACGUGAAUGUAUCGGCAAGGAAGCUCGCUGCUGGUUUUUGGCGGUUUCAGAAGCCGGAGGUGAGCGCUGAUGGAGGAAGGAGAGGUUUGAGACGAACGCUGGAGCAGGGGAUCGGUUUUCAGCCAGUUGCUGGCCAUGUUCGAGUUCCAAUUCUCCGCCAUCAUAACAACAACAUAUUAAGUAAUGAAACAAGGGAUCUGUUACAGAGCCAACCAUCAACUUCUGGUAUGAGAAAUGGCGUUCUGUGCAAGCUUGAGCCGUUCUUUCAAUUCUCCAACUCAGUUAUGGAGGGGGCAACUAAAUGGGACCCUAUCGGCUCGAAAAUUUCAGAUGAAAGGGGCCAUAUUUACAAUCAAACCGAGCUUCUUGACCAACAAAUGAGCCUGGUUUCGGUUAUAUGUGCACUUCAAGCUGAACUAAAGCAGGCACAGGUACACAUUUUGGAACUCGAAACUGAACGCCAUGUAUCGAAAAAGAAGCUCGAGAGCUUCUUGAGAAAGGUUGAUAAGGAGAAGACUGCAUGGCGUAUGAGGGAGCAUGAUAAAAUCCGUGUAUUCAUGGAAAGUAUCAGAACUGAGUUGAACUAUGAAAGAAAAAACCGAAGAGGAGCAGAACAUUUCAAUUCAAAGCUGGUUCAUGAGCUAGCUGAUGCCAAGUCUUUGGUGAAGCAGUUGAUGCGGGACUAUGAAGAAGAAAGAAAGGAAAGGGUGUUGAUUGAACAAGUGUGUGAAGAGCUUGCUAAAGAGAUUGGAGACGACAAGGCGGAAAUCGAGGCGUCAAAGAGAGAAUCUGCGAAACUUAGAGAGGAAGCAGAAGAAGAGAGAAAGAUGUUGCAGUUGGCAGAAGUAUGGCGUGAAGAGCGCGUUCAAAUGAAGCUGGUCGACGCCAAGGUGGCUGUAGAAGAGAAGUACUCUCAAAUGAAUAGGCUUGUUUCAGAUCUUGAAAACUUCCUAAGAUCAAGGGGAGCAAUCUCAGAUAUUAAGGAGAUGAGAGAAGCUAUAUUACUAGGACAGGCUGCUUCUGCAGUGAACAUUCAAGACAUAAAGCAGUUAUCUUACCAACCUUCUAAGCCAGAUGAUAUUUUCUCCAUCCUUGAAGGAGUUAACUUUGAUGAAAACCAAGAAAAGGAGGUUAACCCAUAUGGUUCUUACAGUCCAGCUACCGAGAUCCCGAAAGCUGGAACAACGAGCCCCGACUUAACUGUGGAUGCAGCUAAACGGGUGGAUGGCACCCUGAUGGCCUCACAUGCGUGUAUUGAUCAGAAUGGCGACAUAGACGACGAGAGUGGAUGGGAAACGGUGAGCCAAGUUGAGGAUCAGGACUCGAGUUAUUCACUGGAAGGAUGCACAAUACCACCUGCUGCUAAUAAGAAUUGCAAAAAGAGUAGCAUCUCAGGCUCAGGGAGUGGAACAGACUGGGAAACAACAAUCAACAUCAGUGAAGUCUAUUCAGAACUUGUAAAGAAAUCAAAGAAAGUAUCAAACUUAACAAAGAGGCUAUGGAAAUCCGGCCAUAAUAACGGUCGGGGGGACAUCAAGACGAUACCAGUAAAGGAGUCGAAUGGGAUAGCAUCAUCACCAGAAGCAGAAUCAGGCAAUGGCGGGUCUAGUCCAGAUUUUAUUGGUCGGUGGAGUUCCUUCGACUUAAGUGACGCUCGAAUAGCUCGACAGAGGAAAGUCCAGAUUAAUGUGAAAGAAAGUCAGAAACUGCAGCUAAGGCAUGCCCUUAAACAGAAGAUAUAGAGGCAGUGAGUGAUUGCUUCCUGAGAUUUGUUCAUGCCUCUAUUUUCUCCAGAUGUAUCAAAUAUUUCACUUAUCAAUCGAUUAAUAGCCUUCCAAACA
Cucurbita moschata (crookneck pumpkin) is the source of this 2258-nucleotide messenger RNA. RefSeq lists its product as uncharacterized. The record is from RefSeq and is a predicted model, not a curated record. The coding region runs from base 81 to 2159 and encodes 692 amino acids. NCBI's taxonomy places the organism in Eukaryota, Viridiplantae, Streptophyta, Magnoliopsida, Cucurbitales, Cucurbitaceae. The transcript has 3 exons.